Geodia barretti is the source of this 810-nucleotide messenger RNA. The record is from the annotation of a GenBank genome assembly. NCBI's taxonomy places the organism in Eukaryota, Metazoa, Porifera, Demospongiae, Tetractinellida, Geodiidae.
AAAAAGGUGGGUAGGGCUUAGGUCCUCCAAAUAGUGCGCACCCGGUAGCUUGCAGAGCCAGAUGUGAUGGAGACUGGUUCAUCCAGGCAGAGAUCGAGUGGAAGGUCUGUAAAGAAAGAGCGCGGCGACAGAUCAAGAUCCAGGAGUUCCUCCUGCGAUUCGGACGCUCCAAGCACUAAGAAGAGAAAGAAAUCGAGCACCAAGCACAAGAAAGUUCGAAGCGGCAGCGAAUCUCGCUCCUCAUCUCGCAAGAAAAAAAAUGCGUCAGAAAGACACAAAACGAAAAAACGCGAAUCCAUGUCGAAGUUUUCGGACGAAAAAAAGAGUAGAAGGUCUCCUAGCAGUAGUGAUGAUAGUGAAAGCGACGAUAGUGGUUCCAGCGGGGUCGGCUCUACUGACUCCGAGGAAGAGAAGAGGCUAAAGCGGAAGAGGAAGCGACGAGCAGAGAAGGAUGCGAAGAAGAAGAAAAAGAAGUCGGGGAAAAGUGCAGAGACGGGCUUGAAACAAGUUGUAACUGCUUCAGCAUCAACACCUAUUGGCAGCAAAACUGUUGGACCGACAGCAGAUGUAAAAGGAACAGAAGGCAAGCAGCAACGUGGGCCAAUGACAAAGGAAGAGUGGGAAAGACAACAAAGUAUUGUUAGAAGAGUUUACGAUCCUGAUACUGGCAGACACAGGUUAGUGAAGGGAGAUGGCGAGAUUAUAGAGGAAAUAGUCAGUAAAGAGAGACAAAAGGCCAUCAAUAACGGUAGCAAGCAACCGUUGGAGAUGGAACGUCAUUCGCAACAAGGUCUUAGAAAACUCUUAUAA